Lithohypha guttulata is the source of this 1680-nucleotide messenger RNA. RefSeq lists its product as uncharacterized. The coding region runs from base 1 to 1680 and encodes 559 amino acids. Lineage: Eukaryota; Fungi; Ascomycota; Eurotiomycetes; Chaetothyriales; Trichomeriaceae. The record is from RefSeq and is a predicted model, not a curated record. The transcript is spliced from 2 exons.
AUGACAAGCAGGAAGAAGAAAACAGCUACGAAGAAUCCUGCCGUUUUCAAAGGCGACUAUUCUUUUGUAAAUAAAGAUGCGAGUAAUAUUGGUUCUAAGGACCAUUGUGCUGCUGUCUCCUGGCAUGUGGUGAACCGGUACGAGAGGUGGAAAAGACAAGAGCAGGCGAAAAGACUGGAAAUUACCACGAGUCAGCCUGAUGUGCCGCAGUGUGCCUCAGAGAAACCAGAAGAAGGGCUGAAAACAUCGUACUCCCUAGAGCCCUGGCAAAGCGACAACGCAGAACAGUUGAUGCUCGGCAAAUCAAGUGUUACCACCUCUUAUAACCUGCAGCAAGUCGACUUACCGCAACCCGGCACUCCAAACACAUCAAGCUAUACUCAUUUCGACCAUGUCAGCAUCGCUCCUGUGCCUCUCGAAGGCGUUCAACUCCCUCCCAUUGUCGCGAGAAUCCUCUCUUAUGCAUACAAAGUCGUGAUACCGACGAGCUGGCCAAGUGAGAUGGGGAGACCGAAGUGGUCGUAUGAAAUAUGCCGAACUUGGGAAGACAUCACUGCGCUGAACAACGACUCGUGCUAUGCAUCUGCUACAUUAUGCUUCUAUGCCACUCUCAUGGCAAUGGCUACAGAUGAUCCAGAGCUCGCCUCACAAGCUUGUUUCCUCCAGAUACAGGCCAUGUCUGAGCUGCGCGAACGGCUUAAUCAACGGUCGGCAAGCUUCGAACCACUAACCAUCAAAGCAAUUUUGAGACUGUUCUCUGCAGAAACGGCAUUGGACAACACUUCUACAGCUCGGGUACAUCUGAAAAUGCUUCGCAAUGUUGUCAGCUCGCAGGGCGGAACGAUAUUGCUUGAUCCUUGGUCUCGAGCGAACGUUUUGUCUGCAGAUUGCUACUUUGCAUUGAAGUACGAAACCAGACCACUGUUUCCUCUUCAAGAGUGGAGUCCAGGAUCCCUGACCCAGCCGUGGAAGGCAAGAUUGGCAAUGGCCAACAUCGUUGGAGACCAUAGCUCUAGUGUGGACGCUAUCAUUGAUGGAGUUCUAAAGAGCAUCCUCUUAGACUUGCGAGAAUUGUUUCGUGUAGAUAAGUACAUGAAUUCCCACAACGUAUCCCCAGAUGAUCAAAUCUUUCGAUGGCGUACCCUCAGAAAACUUGACUGCAUCAGUCGGUUAGGUGAACAACAGUUGAGCGUCAAGAUCUAUCCGCACCUUUUUGCUAGGCCAAAGCUGCGGUAUGCUAUAUGUGGCGGUAUUGCAUUGUUGACAGCAAUGGUGCUCGAGAGCCCUGAACCAGUCAGGUUCGGCCUCAAACUCACAACAGAACUUCGACACAAGGUCAGUGAGGCGCAAACCGAGGCAGAUCAUCAGACAGAUGCAUCCUCCGAGAGUAUCAAAUCCAACAAAAACAAAGUCCUGUUCUGGCUCCUCUAUAUUGGUAUGCUAGGAGAGCGUACACAUCCACUUGCUUCUGAAGCAAUAUGGUUCAAAAGCAAGUUUGAAGAUAUGGCAAGACAGCUGAACCUAAACACAGAGCAGGAUCAGCAAGCAAUCUUGAAGCAGUUUUUAUGGUCUUCAUCGUUAUCGGAGGAGAUCAAACGUGGCCAGAUUGCUAGAAAGGAGGAGAUGCAAAGGGGUGUAUACGAGUCAUGUGGUAUGAGUUGGCGUCAGCCUUCGUACUGA